Molecule: messenger RNA, 3612 nt
Organism: Meleagris gallopavo (turkey)
Lineage: Eukaryota; Metazoa; Chordata; Aves; Galliformes; Phasianidae
Source: RefSeq, a predicted model, not a curated record
AUGGACAAGCGCUUCGCUUCUCAGUCCUUGUUUCCCUCUGCUAAGGAGGAAGCAGCACUCCCUUCCCAUGCAGCCAGAAGGCUUACGAUCUGCUUGUAUCUCUGGUGCAGGCAAGCUGAUGGUCGGAAGGUCCUGAGGUCAAGCAUACGGGAGUUCCUGUGCAGCGAGGCCAUGUUCCACCUUGGAAUUCCAACAACGAGGGCUGGAACCUGUGUGACAUCUGACUCGGAAGUUGUUCGUGACAUAUUUUAUGAUGGAAAUCCAAAAAAAGAAAGGUGUACAGUUGUUCUGAGGAUAGCGCCUACAUUUAUAAGAUUUGGUUCUUUUGAAAUUUUCAAACCUCCUGAUGAAUACACAGGACGCAAAGGUCCCAGCGUUAACCGGAACGAUAUUCGAAUACAGAUGCUGGAUUAUGUGAUCGGCACUUUCUACCCUGAAAUCCAGGAGGCUCAUGCAGACAACAGCGUUCAGAGGAAUGCCGCUUUCUUCAAGGAGAUAACAAAACGGACGGCAAGAUUGGUUGCUGAGUGGCAGUGUGUUGGCUUUUGCCAUGGUGUGCUGAAUACAGAUAACAUGAGCAUAGUUGGAUUAACUAUUGACUACGGCCCUUUUGGAUUUAUGGACAGAUAUGACCCUGAGCACAUCUGCAAUGGCUCCGAUAACACAGGGCGCUAUGCUUACAACAAACAGCCAGAGAUUUGCAAGUGGAAUCUAGGGAAGCUUGCUGAAGCCUUAGUCCCAGAGCUGCCCUUGGAAAUAAGUGAGCUCAUCCUGGAAGAAGAAUAUGAUGCAGAAUUUGAAAAACAUUAUUUGCAGAAGAUGAGGAAGAAACUAGGCCUAAUUCAGUUGGAAUUAGAAGAAGAUAGUAAGCUGGUGUCUGAACUGCUUGAAACCAUGCAUCUCACAGGUGGAGACUUCACAAAUAUUUUCUACUUGCUGAGUUCAUUCUCAGUAGAUACUGAUCCUUCAAGACUGGAAGAUUUCUUAGAAAAGCUUAUGAGUCAGUGUGCUUCAGUGGAAGAACUGAGAGUUGCUUUCAAACCUCAGAUGGAUCCAAGACAGCUGUCAAUGAUGCUGAUGUUGGCUCAGUCUAAUCCUCAGCUGUUUGCACUCAUUGGAACAAAAGCUAAUAUAAAUAAAGAAUUAGAACGCAUUGAACAAUUCUCUAAACUGCAGCAGUUAACAGCAGAUGAUUUACUCAGCAGAAAUAAAAGACACUGGACUGAAUGGCUGGAGAAAUACAGAGUCCGUUUACACAAAGAAGUAGAAAACAUCAGUAAUGUUGAUGCUUGGAAUACUGAACGUGUGAAGGUUAUGAAUUCCAACAAUCCAAAAUACAUCUUGAGAAAUUACAUUGCCCAGAAUGCCAUAGAAGCAGCUGAAAAUGGGGAUUUCUCAGAGGUGAGAAACGUAUUGAAACUUCUGGAAAAUCCAUUCCAAGAAACUGAAGAUUGCACAGAGAUAGAGGAGGAAACAACCUCUACAGCAGCUGCUUGUGCUCAAGCAACCAGAAGCAGGCUACCAUAUUGCAGUAAACCUCCACUCUGGGCUUCAGAGCUCUGUGUUACAUGAUCUUCGUAACUGCCUUGUUUUAUUUUUUGCUGUAAACUGAAGACUGUGAUCCUCCUUCAGCAGUGAAGAAUUGAGCAAGGCAGUCAUCAAAGUGCUAUUAAGUUAUUGAAACAACCCUACAUUUGGAUGCAUCUACAACAGUCUUCAGCUACGCUUAAUUUAGAGCAGUCUUGGAUCCUUGGAAAAAGCUGAUAACGCUGGGCAGUCUGUACAAAUUGUUUCUUUGUGUGUUUUGAGACUGAAAGCCUUUCCUUUAUUCAUACCACAUUGCAGUAUUUUCUUUUGAGACACACUGACUUUUGAACAUCCAAAUGGAGUUGUUAUGUGAAGACAAAAGUAUCAAGUCAGGAAUCUGAUCUGUUUUUGUCUGAUGUCUUAACUAAUAGUACUUCUAACAUCUAUUUGCUGCUUUUUGUACGCAGGGAUUUCUAGUCCUCUUUAAUGGAGGAAUAGAUUCAGUGAUGCUUGUUUUAAGCCAUGAUUCAGUUAAUUAGUUCAUUUAUUGUGAACCUUUAGAUUGAUAUUUAAUCUUUAUUUUCCGAGAGUCUGCAGGCAGGGGUUUGAGGGGGAAACGAACAAACACAUAGGUUUUGUUCUUUUUUGUGUUUUAUUAUAUAUAAUACAUAAAGAACGGAAUUAAGGGAGAUUGUAUAUUUGCACGUGAAAACCUUGGUGGUGAAGUCAUUUCAGAUUCACAAUGUUUAUAUACAGUAUACAUGUAUGCAAAUAUUUACAAAAGCCAUGAGUGCAGUUUGUAAGCCAGUUGUAAAUUGACUCAGGCAAAUUCAGUUGCCUAAACGAGCACAAACUGUACAGAUGACCCCAAACUCAAACACAGGUUCCUUCUGUUGAUUUAUGUACUCUUAUCACAGUUCUUGAGAGAAGCAUGCAGCUGGGGUGCCCGUUCACACUGGUCAGUGAGAUGCUCCCAUUCCCAGUGUGGUCUUGUGCAUCUUACUUUGCUUCUGUGGCUUUUGAGAAUUUUUACACUGUAAAGAGAGGAACAUACUAUUUAAGGAAUGUACUAUUUGAGCAUUGUGUAAAAAAUUCUAGAGGAGGAUGGGAGCUGACUUGCUUGAAAAUGUAUUGAUGGUAUUUCAGCGAGUUUCGUUUGAGAUAUUAGGGGAAAAUCUGUUUCUUCUAUUGCCAUGUCAGCAAAAAUGAAGGAAGGUCCCAAGUUAAAGGUUUCACUGAGCUUUCUGAACUUACUUCUAAAGGGCUCUGGUUCACAUAUCCUUGUGCAAGUCUGACGUAGUGCAAAGAUUUCUAUUUUCCAAGGAGGCCACUGUCUUCCACUGUGACUCUAAGGGCAGUCUAGGAAAUAGCUCUUUGCCCCUGUACAGGACAGGUAUUGGCUCAGGUUGAAGUGAGCUCUUUUAGGUCUUCCUCAAAUCAUGAGCUAUGGAGAAACAGGGAGAAAGCUGGGCUGCUGCUUGUCCAGUUCUGCUAAUAAUCAAUUUGUUCUUGCUGCCACAGCAAAUAGGUGAUGUUUUGAAUGCAGACAUGAAUUCUGCCCAGCCUUUGGCUUAGAGAAGCUGAUGCUAAGUAAUGUCUGGCAAAUGAGAAUCUGACAAACACGGCACCUCCUGUGACAUCUCAGAGUCCUUACUGAAAAGGAUAAAUGUGAAGAAGUGUUUGUCCAAUCUGGGGCAGAAUGGUGCAUCUGGAAGAGGAUGUACCUAUAAGAAGCCAGCAGUAAUAUGGGGGCUGGAGUGAAUGAUUCCUUCCAGCCCCUCCAAGUCUGUGAUUCUGUAAUACUUGCUGGUGCAGCUGGUCUCCUAGAAGCAAUCCAUUUCUGUAGGAGUUUGACUGCUGAAGUGUCUGUCAUCAGAUGUUACCCUUCAUUGAACUUGAGGACCUCUGAGACCAUCUCAUGGAAACUUACUGCAAGGCAGUGUUGGGUAAGGACUGUGCCAGGGGAGGGACGGCAAGGGAAAUGUGCUGGCAGUUGAAAGACAUUUCAAGCAUAGUCAUGGCAAAUGUGCAGAACCAGUGAUCUCUUAUGCCAGGAGGAAUUAAUAGGAAAGGGAAAAAAAAAAG